Molecule: messenger RNA, 1142 nt
Organism: Sphaeramia orbicularis (orbiculate cardinalfish)
Lineage: Eukaryota; Metazoa; Chordata; Actinopteri; Kurtiformes; Apogonidae
Gene: cdk2ap2
Product: cyclin dependent kinase 2 associated protein 2
Exons: 5
Coding region: 177-512 (111 amino acids)
Biological process (GO): negative regulation of G1/S transition of mitotic cell cycle; regulation of microtubule cytoskeleton organization
Cellular component (GO): nucleus; microtubule; cytoplasm
Source: RefSeq, a predicted model, not a curated record
UCUGCGCAGACUCGUGCACACGGAGGAAGAGACGGGCUAACGUCCAACAGAAGAAUUUUAGUCUCUUUUAUAAAGCUCUUAGGAGCUCAUCACCACCAGUAAAGCUGUAUAAGCACCGGGUUGACGGGACUGAAGGAAGUGGCGCUUCAUACGGGGAGCUACCUGCUGAUAUCGCCAUGAGUUACAAACCGAUUGCUCCUGCGCCAUCUGGCUCCAACCACACUCCUCCAGGCUCUUCUGUGCCAUCUCCAUCUCUGCCCUCAUCAUCCAAUUUUAGGCCUGCUUUUAGUGACUUUGGUCCACCAUCUAUGGGCUUUGUUCAGCCUGUCAAAGUGUCUCAAGGGUCCACCUACAGUGAGCUUCUGUCUGUAAUUGAAGAGAUGAGUCGGGAAAUCCGGCCAACAUAUGCUGGAAGCAAAAGUGCAAUGGAGAGGCUAAAGAGAGGUAUCAUUCAUGCCCGUGCACUGGUCAGAGAGUGUCUUGCAGAGACGGAGCGAAGCGCUCGCACGUAACCUUUUGGAAAGCUCCCCUCACCUGUCCCAUGCUCCCUGUACAAGCCUGUCCUCAUCAUGAUCCCAUCAUCAUUUUUACACUCAUUUCUUAUCUAUCCUUCACCUUUUCCUUGCUGGCUUUUUAUAGGUGCAUUAUUCUCAUCUUGUUUCCACUUUUCCCUGCAUUCCAACUUACCCAUUUUCUCUACAUCACUUUGUCACACACUUGCUGUAACUUCUGGGGUGUAUAAAAAAAGAUCAGUUUUAUACAAGUAAAUAAAACAAGUGUAGGGAAUGUCAAGUAUUUUUAAGUACAGCUGUGCGUAAAAAGCAUAGUGAAAUGGGUCAGGCAUUAACUUAUUUAAUGACAACUGAUAAACAAGAUUGGCCUUUAAAAGAAAUUAGAUCAACGUGUAACAUUUGUGCUCCUGUUUGUUUUUUGUUUAUUUUAUCUGAGUGUCUUGAAUAUACUUCAUUGCUAUUCUCCCUUGCUUUGUCUUCACAUUUUAUAGUGCAAACCCACUCUAGAUGUUCUGAUACUCUCGCAAUCCCAAGAAUUCUGUACAUCGAGUCAAUUUGUUAGUAUGGAAAUUUUGUAAACAGGAUUUUUGCAGUUCAAUAAGUAUAUCUUAAUUAAAUAACUCAAAAACA